UAUCGCUUGACCGUAGACGCGGAAGGCAGGGGUCGCGGGAAACGCGUUGGAAAUCAGCCCGGAAAUCAGCGCGAUUUGAUUUGCCUGCCAAAUCGAAUCGGUGCAUUUACUAUUAAAGGCGGCUCCCUUCCCCACGUUUCCCUCGAACCUCCUUCUUGCAACCCGCAUCCACACAAAGCGUUACAUCUUUCAGCGCCAUUCCACAACCAACUUUCCACAUUUAUCAACAUGACUGGACGCGGCAAGGGCGGCAAGGGCCUCGGCAAGGGUGGUGCCAAGCGCCACCGCAAGAUUCUGCGUGACAACAUUCAGGGCAUCACCAAGCCUGCCAUUCGCCGUCUGGCUCGUCGUGGUGGUGUCAAGCGUAUCUCUGCCAUGAUCUACGAGGAGACCCGUGGGGUUCUCAAGACCUACCUCGAGGGCAUCAUUCGCGACGCCGUCACCUAUACUGAGCACGCCAAGCGCAAGACCGUCACGUCUCUGGACGUUGUCUACGCCCUCAAGCGGCAAGGCCGCACCCUCUACGGUUUCGGUGGCUAAAUGCCCUCAUCACGACAUCAUGAAGUUUCUGCGCGCAUUUUUCUCGCUAUCGGUUAUGGCUGGGCUACGAUGAGUUUCACGGGCAAUGGGUCUCUUGUUUUUUCUGGGUUC
Messenger RNA from Chaetomium strumarium, 651 nucleotides. Its product is annotated as histone-fold-containing protein. The record is from RefSeq and is a predicted model, not a curated record. Bases 229 to 540 code for a protein of 103 amino acids. Gene Ontology annotation, cellular component: nucleosome. The transcript is spliced from 3 exons. NCBI's taxonomy places the organism in Eukaryota, Fungi, Ascomycota, Sordariomycetes, Sordariales, Chaetomiaceae. Gene Ontology annotation, biological process: nucleosome assembly. Gene Ontology annotation, molecular function: protein heterodimerization activity; structural constituent of chromatin; DNA binding.